CUGCUGGGUUCUGUGAGGAUCCCAGAGAAACGUGUCCCGAUGGCGGCCAACAACACGCCUCAGGGCUGCGGCCCGGACGUGGACUCCCUCUAUUACAACCUGUGUGACCUCAGUGCCGUGUGGGGGAUCGUGCUGGAGGCCUUGGCGGCGGCCGGCGUCGUCUUCUCCUUCGUGCUCUUCAUCUCGCUGCUGGCCAGUCUGCCCUUCAUAAAGGACAAGGCCCGCAAGAGCUCGGUGGCUCUUCACGCCUGCUUCCUGGUCUGCACUGGCGGGCUCUUCUGCCUCACCUUCGCCUUCAUCGUGGGAAAGGACUUCUCCACGUGCGCCUCCCGGAGGUUCCUGUUCGGCGUGCUGUUCGGCGGCUGCUUCGCCUGCCUCCUGAUGCUGAGCGUGAGGCUGAACAUCCUUGCCAGGCGGGACAGUGGGCCCCGGGCUUGGGUUUUAUGUCUGGGGGCGAUGGGGCUGUGGCUGGUGGAGGUGGUCAUUAACACGGAGUGGCUGAUCAUCACAGUGGUGCGCCAUCCGCUGCUGCUGCUCAACGUCACAGCUGAAAGCAGCGGAGCCACAGCUACGCCCUGCAACAUCGCCAACCAGGACUUUGUCAUGGCGCUGAUCUACGUGAUGGCCUUAAUCCUGGCGGUGGUGGUGGCGAGUCUGGCCGUCAUGGCGGGCAAACACAACCGGUGGAAGAAGGAAGGUGCCUGCGUCCUCCUCACCAGCCUGUUCUCUGUGGGCAUCUGGGUGGCGUGGAUCGUUAUGUACGUCUACGGCAACAACAGGCACGGGGGGCCAACGUGGGACGACCCCACCUUGAGCAUUGCCUUGGUGGCAAACGCCUGGGUGUUCCUCAUCAUCUACACCAUCCCUGAAAUCUGCUGUGUGACCAGUGAUGACGAGAGUCAGCAGAGCCACGGAGACGAGAUGUUCCCCAACCAGGGAGCCGGCUACGAGACCAUCCUGAAGGAGCAGAGCGCUCAGAGCAUGUUCAUGGAGAACAAGGCGUUCUCCAUGGACGAGCCCAACCAAGGGAUCAAACCUGUGUCUCCGUACAGCGGCUACACCGGGCAGCUGCGUAGUUCCGUCUACCAGCCCACUGAGCUCGCUCUCAUCUCCAAAGCUAUAGGACAA
This is a messenger RNA of Paralichthys olivaceus (Japanese flounder), 1128 nucleotides long. Lineage: Eukaryota; Metazoa; Chordata; Actinopteri; Pleuronectiformes; Paralichthyidae. The record is from RefSeq and is a predicted model, not a curated record.